AUGAGCCAUUAUUUAUCUUCAUUCAUCAUCGAUCCCGUUGUUCGGCAAGCGCGCCGUUUCUCCAGACCCUCCAUUGGGGCCAACUCGGGCUUUGAAGAUGGCGCCGAUCUGGUCCCAGCGUCCUCGGCGACGGAUCAAGUAAGAGCAAGCAUUGGCGUGAGCUCCUCUGAGCGUGAUCAGCAGACGUUCGAAAGCAAUGCUGAAGUGGUCGACGAUCUCGAGCACGAGAUCUCUGCGGCAUUGGUCGAUGACGCUUCUUUCAGGCUUGUAGAGGUGGGCAAUCUUGAGCCUGCCGUACAUGCAAGACAAUAUACAGUACAGCAGGCAGUACCUCAGAUUUACGGGCCUGGAAAUGGAUCUUCUAUCGCCGCUGUCCACGACCCAAGUUCCGUCGAUGGUUCCUCUGAGUUGACCCUCCCCGCUCGGACAAGGGACGCUGAAUCAGACGCCAGAGAAACACCCCUGAAUGACAGUUCUUUACCCGAGGACGAUGGUAUGAGCCAGAUGCGGCGGCAAAUACUCGCGAUCCAACGGGCAGACACUUCUAGUGAAAGCAAAGCGCGACUAGUGUACGGCCUCAUGACCGAGAAACACAACACUUCUCACCAAAGCCUGCAUGCUCGCGCGCAUUCUCCCGCAAGUCUUCAAAGCUCAGAUCAUCCCCUGACACCUACGUCACCGAGGUCGUGGGCCAGUCUUCGUCCCACUAUCUCCCCGCCCACAUCAUCUUCAUCCGCAGGAGACAGCUCGAACCCCUUCAACCUAACACCAGAGACCCUGCAACCCACCUAUUGGCAAAAACGUUCCGCAAGCAACAAAGACUCAAAUGCCGACAGACAACCUUCAAGCUCAGAGGAAGAAGAGAGGCCCUAUGGCUGUGCUCACUAUAAGCGAAAUAUCAAGCUGCAAUGCUCUGCCUGCAAUAGAUGGUAUACUUGCAGAUUCUGUCAUGACCAGGUGGAGGACCAUAUGCUUAACAGACGCGAGACCAAGAUGAUGCUCUGCAUGUUCUGCUGGGGCGCCCAACCUGCAAGUAACGCCUGUAUAUUCUGCGACCAAGUCGCCUCCUGGUACUACUGCGAUGUUUGCAAACUAUGGGAUGAUGACGUGGAGAAAGACAUCUAUCACUGCAACGAUUGUGGUAUUUGUCGUGUCGGAAAAGGUAUUGGCAAGGACUUCUUCCACUGCAAGCGAGCAUAUGAGGACGUCAUAUCGCUGCCCAAUAUGCAGCCGCUCGAUAGCAAAUAUGGAGCGUCAGUUUCUUGCCUUGAGAAGGACGAUUGA
Bacidia gigantensis is the source of this 1284-nucleotide messenger RNA. RefSeq lists its product as uncharacterized. Gene Ontology annotation, cellular component: nucleus. Gene Ontology annotation, biological process: ubiquitin-dependent protein catabolic process; protein ubiquitination. The coding region runs from base 1 to 1284 and encodes 427 amino acids. Lineage: Eukaryota; Fungi; Ascomycota; Lecanoromycetes; Lecanorales; Ramalinaceae. The record is from RefSeq and is a predicted model, not a curated record. The transcript is spliced from 2 exons. Gene Ontology annotation, molecular function: zinc ion binding; ubiquitin protein ligase activity.